This is a messenger RNA of Hyphopichia burtonii NRRL Y-1933, 1091 nucleotides long. It is a transcript of the gene TMA19, whose product is annotated as Tma19p. Gene Ontology annotation, cellular component: cytoplasm. Gene Ontology annotation, molecular function: calcium ion binding. Bases 431 to 937 code for a protein of 168 amino acids. The transcript has a single exon. NCBI's taxonomy places the organism in Eukaryota, Fungi, Ascomycota, Pichiomycetes, Serinales, Debaryomycetaceae. The record is from RefSeq and is a predicted model, not a curated record.
CUGGUUAAGAAAAGCCUUCAAUAACGAAUUCCAUUAACUUCUCCCGUGUAUUACUUAUUUUUUCAUUACUUUCUCUUAAUUACUUUCUCUUUCAUGACUUUCUACUCGUUACUAAUACUUUCAAACUUCAGUUCCAUUACUUAAUACUAAUCACUGCAUUUCAAUUCAAUAAUAAACGCUUUUUGCAAUCAAAAGAACUGAAAAAAAUAAAAAAAUGUACGGGUGUCUUCUCAGGCGGCCUCAUCGCUGGCGCAACGUGCGGGUAACGGCUUUUUUCACGUUGUGCACUAAACAAUUUUUUUUUUUUUUUUCUUUUGGUGAAAGUUUUCACUUGAUUUUUCAUCUAUAAAACCAAUUGGAAAUUCCUUUUUGAAAAAAAUCAACUUGAAGGUUAUUGGUGUCCAAUUCAAACACAACAUAUAUAUAUAAAAUGAUUAUCUACUCUGACGUUAUUUCCGGUGACGAAUUAUUGUCUGAUGCUUAUGACAUCAAAGAAGUUGACGGUGCUGUUUACGAAGCUGACUGUCAAAUGGUUAACGUUUCUUCUGGUGGUGAUGUUGAUAUUGGUGCCAACCCAUCUGCUGAAGAUGGUGGUGAUGAUGUUGAUAACACUACUGAAACCGUCAACAACGUUGUCUACUCUUUCAGAUUACAAAACACUGCUUUUGACAAGAAAUCUUUCUUAGGUUACAUUAAAGGUUACAUGAAGAAAGUUAAAGCUCACUUAGCUGAAACCAACCCAGAUCAAAUUGAAGCUUUUGAAAAAGGUGCUACUGCUUACGUUAAAAAAGUUAUUGCUAACUUUGGUGAUUGGGAAUUCUACACUGGUGAAUCUAUGGAUCCAGAUGCCAUGAUUGUUUUAUUAAACUACCGUGAAGAUGGUGUCACUCCAUUCGUUGCCAUUUGGAAACACGGUGUUAAAGAACAAAAAAUCUAAGAAAGAUGGAUACUUGCAUAUCUAUUCUUUUAUAAAUUUUAUAUUUUAAUUCUAAUUCUGUUGAAUAUAUCGUAUUUCCAUUUUUCAUUAAAAAAUUUUUAUUUAAAAUAUAUACACGUAAAUUAUUUUGGUCGUAUACAUAAACAGGAGUUUU